Molecule: messenger RNA, 1153 nt
Organism: Chroicocephalus ridibundus (black-headed gull)
Lineage: Eukaryota; Metazoa; Chordata; Aves; Charadriiformes; Laridae
Product: folate receptor alpha-like
Cellular component (GO): external side of plasma membrane
Molecular function (GO): signaling receptor activity
Source: RefSeq, a predicted model, not a curated record
AGUGGAUUUUGGCCGGCGCUGGCCCCCGCCCGGCGCCGGGCGGGAGGGUCCCUGGCUCCGCGCGUGGCCGAGGACACACACCCACACACACAGAGCUCACGGGGUGCCCCCCCCUCCCCCGGGGUGCCCCGCGAGCUCUGCCCGUCCCGCCGUGCCCCAGCCACGUCCCGUGAUCGGCGGCCAAGGGUUGCGCCGCCGCCGCGACCUUUGAGAUGAGCCGCGCUCGCCACCCGCCACCCUCCACCCGCCACCCACCCAGGGCCAUGGCUGCCAUGUGGGUGCCGCUGGUGGUGCUGGCGGCAUGGCCGGCCACCGUCACCGGCGCGGCGCGAGACUCGCUGCUCAACAUCUGCAUGGACGCCAAGCACCACAAGAAGCAGCCGGGACCCGAGGGGAAGCUCUACGGGCAGUGUGUCCUCUGGAAGGAUAACGCCUGUUGCACCGCCAACACCAGUAUGGAAGCCCACCAAGACCAGUCCUACCUUUACAACUUCACUGGGGACCACUGCGGGGCCAUGCCGGAGAAGUGCAAGCGUCACUUCAUCCAGGACACGUGUCUCUACGAGUGUUCCCCCAACCUGGGGCCAUGGAUCGACCAGGCGGACAACAGCUGGCGGAAGGAGCGAUCCUGCACGUGCCGCUGUGCCGGGAGGGACUGCGAGCAGUGGUGGGAGGACUGCCAGGACGCUGUCACCUGCAAGGUCAACUGGCACAAGGGCUGGAACUGGACCACAGGCACCAACCAGUGUCCCCAAGGCGCCAUGUGCCAGAAGUUCAAGUUCGUCUUCCCCACGCCGGCGGCCCUCUGCGAGCAGAUCUGGUCCCACUCCUACCGCUACACCUCCCACCGCCGCGGCAGCGCCCGCUGCAUCCAGAUGUGGUUCGACCCCGUCCUGGGGAACCCCAACGUCGAAGUCGCCCGCUAUUACGCCAACCCCGCCCCCCCGGCCUCCCCCGCCCCCCCGCUCCCCCUCCUGCUGGCCCUGCUGCCCCCCGUCCUGCUGGCAUUGCUCUGAGCUGGAGGGGCUGCGGGGCAGGAGUGGGCAGGGGGGGUGUUCAGGAUACCCUGGACCCCGCCAUGGGGUGUCCCCCCAAGCUCCCCAAGCCGCUGUGUCCGUCCCUUCCCCCCCCCCCCCAGCAUGUGGCUGGUGAA